Pocillopora meandrina is the source of this 5237-nucleotide messenger RNA. Lineage: Eukaryota; Metazoa; Cnidaria; Anthozoa; Scleractinia; Pocilloporidae. The record is from the annotation of a GenBank genome assembly.
AUGGGACUGAAACAGGAGCAUUUUGACGAAAUAAUUCCCGGAGAAUUUAUUUGUACCCAUUGCCACGAUGUAUUUCUAGAGCCAGUUUGCUUAGCUUGUCAACAUGUGCUAUGUAAAAAGUGUUUCAAGAAGAGGAUGAAACGCAAAACACCUACGUGUCCUGUUUGCAAGAAAGCCCUGUAUUUGGGCGACCAAAAUACUGAUGGGGAAUGGAGAGAGCAGUACGAAAGCCUGCAAGUUAACUGUCCGAAGGGAUGCGAGAAAGUGUUGUCGCUAGGAAAACUAAGUGAUCAUUACGGUAAUCACUGCCCACUGACUUUCACUGUUUGCGUGAACAUCGGUUGUAAUCGGAAGGUACGGCGAAGAGACCUUCCAUUACACCUCCAAAGUUGUGACUUCAGAGUCGUACAGUGCGAGGGAUGUGGGUUCUCAACAAAAUAUGUCGAUUUACGAAUGCAUCAAAUCGUUCAGAAGUGUCUCCUAAGGACUCGUUUGCACAUGAUUGUGCAGAACCGCCGUGAAAUGACCGCGCGAGUGAAACAGCAUCGUCUGAAACUGCGGGAGGAAAGUUUUCAAGUGGAGCUCGAGGAAAGAGAUUUGAAUCGCGCAAAGAUGUGGAGUGCUAUUGCCAGGAACGAAAUUUCAAGAACAAGCAGUGCGAAUCAUCUUUCAUACGGAGGGAGACAGUCUCCAGAAAUUACUCGUUACAAAAGAGCUUUAUCGAGAGUGGUUUAUAGCGCUCCAUCAUCUCCGGUGAUGUCCUCUGCAGUGACAUCUAAAACUCUUGCUAGUGACACCAAACUAUGUACUAAUUGCAAUAAGCUUUUCAGCGAACACCGUAAUCAUGAGGAAGCUUGCAGGUGGCACAAAGGGGUAAGUGACUUUUCUCUUUUUUUAUGAUAAGUUCAUCACUUUGUUCCCAUGCAGCUAGCAAACUUAGUAUAGGUAGGGAGGGGAGGGUGCAGCAGACAGGAGGGUUUUUAAUUAAAAAGUGGAGAGUUUAGAGAGCCCUCGUAAGUGCACAUUGGAACAUAACAAAGCUUGGGACAGUGUCUCAUCGUCUUAAACAGUAGAAUAUACUCCAUGCUGAUGACAACAAGUAGUUGAAAACGGUGUGUAAUUUGCAGCCUCAUUUUUUUAACUUUGGACGAAAGCCUCCACUCAGGGUGAAAAUAUGCACAGAUAUUUUUCCACUGACAUUGUCUGUUCUGAGAUGUUAACACUUUUGCAAGUGCAAAGCAUGAUACUAAUAAUUUUUACAAUCAAAAAAAGCAAUCUGUGGUCCCCAUUCUGUUAUUUUUAACAAAAUGAUAAAAAUAUCAAUUGUUUGUCUUACUGAUAAUAAAGUACUUGCAUAUAUACUAAAAAUCAAAUAUAAGCAAGUUUACUUUGUCUCUUUCAUUUCCUUCUCAUUUAUGUGUUGAAUCUUACCUGACAUCAACAGCCGGUAUGUACAUUUAACAUCUAUCUGUUGAAUACUUUUUCUAUUUAACAUUAAUUUGUAAAGUAUUAUCAAUAUACAAUACAUGAGUUUACCAAGUCCCCAUUCUUGAAAAACUUAAUGCUACAGUGCUUCCAAGUGGAGCUGGUGUUUGUUGCUAGAAACUCUCUGCUUUGUUUCAUAACAUUUUUAAUCUGUGUUAGUUUUGAUACUAGCUUCAGGGUGUUAUUUGAGAAUUUACAAUUUUUUUUAGGAUGAGACUCCUCAAAUGAAGGUUAACCUCAUCCAAGUAAAAGAUUUACAAUCAGCCAUUCCCAAAAUACAACCCCUUCCCGACCAAGUUUAUGUUUUAUAGUCAAUUAGAAACAGACAAUUCAAAGGUGCUGUAAUCCAUUUAAGUUGAAAUUCAACAUCUUUCCUCUAAUCUGGAGUUAAACCUGUACAAUAGAUCUGAUUUUUUUUUAUUCCUUCUUUUAUGUGCCAUGGAAAGGUUGUGGAUGUGGUAAGUGACUAAUUUGUUUUUUCAGACCUAGGAAUGAUUUUAUUACUUAAUCAACAACUGCAUCCGUUAGUGGAGGUUGGGUGCCUGAAACAUCCAGGGGCUUACACUAUUGACAGCCAGCUCCUAGAUGGAGACUUCUCCCAUGGCUGGAAAAUCCUGGCAACCUAGUCAUACAUCCCCACACAGGAAAGGGAAAAAGGCACCUGCCACACUGAAUAAACAGUAGAAAGAAGGAGGGAAGUGGGUGGGGAAAACUGCCACUCCUCAUAAUGCUGCAGGUUCAUGCUCAAAGCCUGAGACCAAAGGCACAUGGAAUUCUGAUGCAUGUGCAUAUGCAAAAAAACUGCUGACUACUAGAGAAUGCUGAUGCUCUUUGUCAUUAACUUCAUUAAAUUGCAUUUAACUGCAUCGUAAAAAAGAAAAUAAACAAGUUAAACUUUUGGGUGAAUCCAAUUACUCAUUUAUGUCAUGUGACUUGACUCUGAAGAAAACAUAAAUGGAAAUUAUUACUUCCAGCCAAAUUUGAAGAGUAGCAAACAGUUUGUAAAAUUAUCUCAAGAACACAAUAUACAGACUGUUCCCCAGAGAAACCUUUUUUCCUUUCUUAUUUGUCACCCUCAUGUUGAAUUUCAUAGGAAUUUGAGUUACCUUAAAACAGAUCAUGUCUGCUAUCACUAAUUUUUCUUUUGUGUUUCUUUUCUUCCAACUGUGACAAUGUCCUUCUCUUCAGUUUGUAAGUAAAAUUCCUCUUUAAUUUCUAACUUUGUUUUUUUAAUAUGAAAUACUUGAAUGGGAUCUACACCAUUCUACAUUUUAAACAGGAGUUGUUUUUACUUGAUAUUGUUUUGUUUAUUUUUUAAUCAGUUUUGACGUUAGUAUUGAAUCAUAUACUGUAAGAAAUAGCAUUUAAUUCUACUGGAGAACAGAACUCACAAUAUUUGAAAUUUUCUGUUUAUUCAUUUUACAAACUAGUUUAUGUAUUUUAUAUGACAUAAGAGUAAUUUAUCAAUUGAAUAUCAUGUUAUUGCUACGUAUUACAUGUGGCUGUAAGACUAUAGCAAUAUAAAACAAUUGAAAUUGACUAGAAAUAUUUUUGAUAUGCAAUAGUCUGUGAGUAGACUUGCAUGUAUUCUCAGCGCAUAUGGUAAAGUAUAGGGAUGCUGUAGCUUAAAUCUGUUCUUGUUUUACCAAUGAGACUACAAAAAUAGCUAAACUAACUCACAGUAAUGAUUUAAUACUAAUUUUUGUUGUUAUGUUUGUUUUUCAUAUGUCUGGCUUGCUUUUGCAGGGGGUAAGUUCUUCUUCUUACAUCUGAUUUCCCAAAAUGGUUACAGUUCAUAUUUAAUGCAUUAAAGGUUUGAGCCACCAGCAAGAUUUUGUUGAAACAGGAAAAUAUUUUUUCCGCUGAAUUUUUGCGUUUCAUGGAGCCUUGGAAAAAACUGAAAUUUGAGGGUAACAUUUUUUAGUGUUUUGUUAUAUAACACAACAAAGACAAUAGAAGAUGUAAAGAGAAAACUAAUUGAAAAUGUAUUGAUAAAUUACAUGAUGCACACCAGUCAAAUGUCAUCUCAAGCCACCUUCAAUCAUGCUAUGAUCACAUGCAGGUUCAGUUGUUGGUUAAUUCUUGUAGUUAACAGUGCACUGUUAGCCUUUGACUUUAUGAAUUUUGCAGUUUUGCCUGAUAAGAGAUGUUUGAUUUGAAAGUGUGCUAUUGUGAAAAACAUUUCCAACUACAAUGUAUAAAACCUUUAUGGUUGCAUCCAUUGAAUAAAUAGUGGUGAAUUUCAUGUGCAAUUAUUAUUAAUGGUAAAUUUACUUAUUUUUUUCAUUAUAUCAAAUGUCUCCUGACAACAAUAAAAAAUUUGAAGGGGGUAAGUACUGAAAAGUUGUUCAGUUUUACUGAAAUCUAAGCAAUAAGUUAAAUUUUAAGCAAUUAUGUGCUUUGAUUCAUAGUAAGUUAAAAUUAAAAUGUUCUGAAUGAAAUCUUCAAAAUAAUUGCUUAGAUUUACAUGGAUUUCAUUUAUGUGUUUUUUAACAUGCAAUAAUAUUCUGCCCAAAGUAAUUUACUUCUGUUCUUUUUUCUUAACCUGUUAUCUGCAACACAUUUCUCUCCUCUUCAUUUCAAAGAUGGUAAGUGACUACACGUCUAGACAUUUAUUACAAUUAUAGCUGUUGUUUUAGAAAAUAUACAAUGCCUCCCACAAAGGAGGCAUAGUAGAUUCCUACUUGUCUUUAAAAUAAGAUUUUAAGUUGGUUUUUGACCCCCUUCUCCCUUCUGUUGGAUUUCUGUGGACUCUAAAUAUACUGUGCCUCCCACAAUGGAAAUUUUGGCAAGAACCCUGACUUUUCUCCUCUUGAUUCAUACUUGUCUUUAAAAAAAGGAUUUUGACCCCUCUCUUCCCUUCUCACCCUAAUCUGAAGAAAUAACCUGAACCCUAAUCAAAGGGAAUGGAUGUUUUCUGGAGUCUCAUUAAUGCAAGAUUUGUAUUUCUUUUGUAGAUAAUUUAUUUACUAAGCUAAUCAAACUGAAUUUAAAAUGUACACUACUGAAAAGAGAAUGUUCAAAAUGUAACACACUCUUAAAAUGUGACACAACAGUUUUUUGUCACUCUCUUGUUAUCUUAAAUUUAUAUCAUUAUGAUUGUUGUUGAUGACAGUGUCAAGCCUGUGGUAAACUUGAUAACCUGGAGGGAUGUAUGAGGGGCCUCCAUGUAUCUGUUGAUUCAAGAGACAAGAAAGCUGGAAGAACUAUCAGUGCCUUUCUUACAUGAAGAGUCUUGGAAGAUUUAUUUGGAUACUGCUAUGAACUUUUCAUCUCUUGUUGAAUAGAAUUUAAAUUUAAUUAUUCGCACUUAAACUUUGUAGUUACUUUUUGGAUGUUUUCCAACCAAGAAUUUCUGACAUUGUGAAUGUUAGCUUUCUAACCACCCAUUAGUUCUUUAUAAAGAGGGAUCCAAAUAUUUAUUCUGCUUCAGGAUCUGAGGAUCUAUAAAAUAAAUUUCAUAUUAAUAGACAGCAAUGUUAAAAGACAAGACAAAUAUCAUUCUUGUGAACAACCAACUAAAGAUUAAUUUAUAAGUAGCAUUAUCCUUGACAAUACAGAUAUGUAAUGUAAAUUUCUAUUUGCAUCCAUGUGUGUAAAUCAAGCUACUGUUUCAGAAGUGAAAGGUAUUUUGAAAAUUUGUGUUAAAACAGCUAGUGCAUUUAAUGUAAGUUUGCUCUCUAUCAACAUCUGUACAGAUUUAAUUAAUUAAUAGAGAAAAUAAAAGUUUGUGUUCUUUAUACAGUAUUAGC